GUAAAGUGGAUGGAUCGCGGCCGCCUCGGAUUCUGGCAAAAUGUCUCAUCUUUUGCCAAAUGAAUUGAGGCAAUUAAAACGGCCCAAACUCGGACCCCCUGGAUAUUAUCCACAAGAUCCGAAGCAGAAAGAGGAUGAGCUGACAAGUACAAAUGUAAAGCAAGGUUUCCUUAAUGGACCUCCACAUAGCCUGUCAAAUGAGUAUGGAACAGGGAAAAACUCUGCAAAGAACAUCUACAAAAAUAAGUUUGGUGUGUAUUUUAGUGCAAUAGUAGCAGAGAAGCAGAAGCUCAACACUUUUCAAGAUACAGGAAAGAAGAGGCAGCCAAUAUCCAAAGACAACUUUGUUCUUGUUCCUGCUAACAAAUCAAAGGGUCAAGUAUCAUGGUUUCAUGACCUUGCUGGGAAUAAAUCUCUCAAUCAACUCACAAAGAAGGUGCCAGUGUUUCAUCGUAAAGAUGAUAUCUUUGUGACUCUGUGUGAGAACAACAUGCCAAUGAUCAGAGCAGCAUGGUAUCUAAAAAUGAUGGCUGCAAACCAAGCUGCUAUCUCAGAAACAAAGAUGAAGAAACGACAACCUAAUGAUCCAUCCCAAGAUUGGUGUCUGAUCAUCACCAAGUUCUUGAAGAGCCAGCUCGACAAGAUCGUAGAGUACAACAACACGGCCUCCCUCGUCUCUGCACAGCAGGCGGCGGCGGCGUCGAACGCCAAGCAGUCAUCGUCGUCAGGCUCCUCCUUGCUUGGAGGCGGGAUGGGCUCCAUGGGGAUGGGAUCUGGCUCCAUGGGAGGGAGUACAAUCGAGCUGGAGAAGUGUGUCAAGCUGUGGCAGUACACGACAGAGUUGGCCAGAUAUCUCUAUCAGGAAGGGAUGUUGGAAUGCCAUGACUAUCUCUCCUGGCUUGUUGACACUUUGGAGAAGGUUAACACUAAUGAUGACAGUACACUCAGAUUCUUACUACCAUUUGUCGUACAGUAUUUAGAGGAGUUUCUGAAGAGUCAGCUGCUCUCCCGUCGUCUUGCCUACGUCUGUGCUCGGCGUCUUACAUCCAUGUGUUCUGAAUCUAGGCCCCAUUCACCACAUCUCAAUACAUCUAGCAACGCCCAGAUGCCAUCCAACCCUCCGUCCCAUUCCCAGCAUGCCCUGGCCAGCAUCCUGGCCGAGUUCCGCAGCUGUCCCCAGCAUCACUCCAUCAUCCUAGGUCUAAGCUGCAUCCUUCAGGCGGUCACCCUGCGCUGUCCCAGUGCCCUGGUCUGGAUCAACCUGGGCGAGAGCAAGAACUACAGCGUGCCUGGGUCACCGUUGGACAUCCUACCCUGUCCGCCGUCCCUACUGCCCCUUCCUGGUAGCAUCUCCAUACAGAAUCAUCAGAUUCGUAGCAGCAUUCGUCAGGCAGAAAACCAGAUCAAGAUGAGGAGCAGAAGGGCAGAGGUCAGGUGGUCCUCAGAUAAAUGCCAAGAAUCCGCAGCUGGUCACACGAUAUCGAGAGUACUGCAGACGUUAGAAGUGCUGGACGGACAUUGUUUUGAUCGCUGUGAUGCUAGCAACUCAAUAGAUGCACUCUACAACAAGAUAUUCCUGAAUAAUCAAAAACAGGACUCACCAGAACCUCUUCAGAGUGAUGAUCCUAUAGUGCUUCUACUGUGCCAAUGGGCGGUGUGUCCAGAAAGGACGAGUGAACAUAGAGCUCUUGUUGUGGCCCAGCUCCUAGAGAAAUACGUCAUCGACAUGGAGACAGAGAAAAUGGCUGAAACAGAAGGAUUGGAAGACAAAGAGAUGGCACCAAUCUCCCCUAUGCCUGCUGCAUCGACCACCCCAGUGUUUCAAGUCUUACUUCAACAUUUCCUGGAUGUCAGAGCCCCUGUGAUUGAUGACAAUUCAUCUGCUGAUGACAAGAAAGCCUUUGCCAACCUAAUCCUACUCUUUGGUGAGCUGAUCCGGUGUGAGGUAUUCUCCCAUGAUUCCUACAUGUGCACCCUGAUCUCCAGGGGUGACCUGACUACCACCCCUGCCCCUCAGACAGGGGCGUUCGUAGGGGGUCCAGGGAGCCAGAGGAACGAUGGAGGUGCAGGUGUUAAGAGUGAGGCCAAGGAUGAUGGUGAAGAGAAGCAGGAUUCCUCCGACAAUGAGGACUAUGGUUACCUUGACGACAAACCCCCUCCUGCCCCUGCCCCGCCCCCUCGCAAGGAGUCUGCCUCCUUCCAAGAAAAAUUCCUCGAGUCCAUCCAGUCGAAAUCGGACUCCCAGUCAGACAUCUCCGAUGACGAGAAAGACAGUCCGAUGGACGGCGACAAGAGCGACGAGGAGAAGAAAUCGGACAUGGAUUACAGGUCUCCAUCUCCGGAAGCACCUCGCGUCAAUCGCCAUCAGCUCUACGUGAAGCACUUCCCCAUCUCAACUGAGGAUGGUUCUGUGUACCAUGAGAGUAAUCAACGCUCGGUGCUCCUCUACGGCUUUGGUCGUGCCCGCAUGGAAGCCAGGCAACAGGUCAAACAUGUCCAGAAAGACUUAUUGAAAAUCCUCACCCAAGGAGGGGGUAAAUGUGAAGGGUCAAAGGGCAAGAAAGUGUCCAAGUCUGAUGAACCGACAAUCAACAAGGAGGAGGCGAUGCAGAGGUUUCUUGCGCUGUGUUACUUCGAUCAGCACAUGGUGACGGGUUCUUGUGCAAACGGGGUCUUGGAUCAGGUUCAGUCAUUCAGUAUGGGCAAUAGGGACACACCACCCACCUUUGACCAGGUUACACUGGUGUUUGAACUCUUUGAGAAUGCACUCAACAUCAAUGGCUUGCUGGAAUUUGCUGUCAAGAUGUUAUCUCACAUGAGUCGUGUUGAGCAUGAGUUGAUGAGAAGGAAAUCACCGCAGAGUGGGACAUACUGCACCAAUCUCUGUUUGACCAUAGUAGCAGUGCUUCGUCGCUUCCAGGCAUGCUUGCUGGUGUUCCCUGAACAGACAGCAACGGUCUUUGAGCUAUUGUGUGGUGUUGUAAAACAUGUGAGUAACGUAACCAACUGUACUUCGGCAGAGCGCUGUAUCCUGGCUUAUCUCUAUGACCUCUACACUUCUUGUAGUCAUCUCAAGUCCAAGUUCUCAGACUUGUUUAGCAGUGUGGCCAAUAAGGUGAAGCAGGCUCUGUAUACUAGUAUCACCCCUUCUGAAUCAAACUCACGAUGGAACCAAGACUUCAUGCAGGAGUACAUUGAUAAUCCUAGGGGUCGUGAAUUCAAGCAAUCAUCUUUGGGUCGUCAGCUGAAUGAUAAUCCAGGCGAUAGAUAUAGCUUUGUGUGCAAUGCCCUUCUUGCCAUUUGCAAUGCAGAUCCUGAGAAAUUGAACAGUCUCUCUAUCAUGUGUGCUGAAUUGACCGCCAGCUGUACGACGCUGAGCUCUGAAUGGCUUGGGGUACUCAAGGCCCUCUGUUGUUCAUCUAUACACAGCUGUGGGUUCAACGACCUUCUCUGCAAUGUCGAUGUGAGUGAUCUUUCAAUCCAUGACAAUAUUGCAGUCUUCACAGCCAUCCUGAUUGCCAGACAUUGCUUCUCGCUGGAGGAUGUGGUAGAUCACGUUGCUCUUGCUUCCCUUAUCGCUGCGAACCCUGGCAUCUCUGGUGCAUCCAUAGCUGAUCCCGAUGCCGAACCGGGAGCAAGGCUGAUGUGCCACCUGCUCCUCUGCCUCUUCUGCACCUCCCAAGAGACCCCCACCGUACCCUCCACCGGCUCCUCAAGCACCAGUGGGGGUAAUAACCCCACUCCCGCCCCUGGAGAAGGGGGACGGGGCGGUGGUAGUGGUGGAGCUGGUGGUGGUGGAGCGGUUAGGUUCAUCAAGACGACCUGUGAUCGUCAUAUGCUGGACUCUGCUCAUAGCAGCAUCACUGUUGAUGCUUUGGUCGGUGUCUUGAAGGCCAUCCUUCUGCUGGGUGAUGCUGCUGUGGGGGGAGGAGGCUCCUCCUCAAGCCUCUUUGGCUCCUUUGAUGACUUUGGAGGCAGAGAAGGCCGAGAAGGGGGCAACCAGGAGGAGGGGUUCGGCCAGGGUACCAAGUCCUCAGGUAACAUGUCAACAGCCAGUCUAAGUAACUAUGCCAAGUACACCCUGAAGACAAUCUGCAGUCAGAACUGGGUCAGAGAAACAUUCCUCAAGGAUCAAGAGAAUCUAUGGACCAAUGAAGUACUCUUGGAUCAGUAUUUAUCGCAUAAGCAGAUCCACUACCUUCUUCAGUUGAUUUGCUACCCGAGUGGGACAUCAACCAUUGGAGACGGAGGCUCAGACGCUGAUCAGAAGACUAUUAUCACCCGCAUACUAAAGAAUUUGAACCAGUGGACCUUACGGGUCUCUUGGUUGGAGCUCCAGCUGAUGCUCAAACAGUGUCCCUCUGCCUCAGAGAACAAUUCUCUGCUUGAGAACAUCGCCAAAGCAACCAUCGAGGUAUUCCAGUUGACCCCAGAGGAUGAACAGAGCUCAAGUAAAGGUGGAUCAAGCAGCGGUGGUGGUAGUAGUAGCAGGCGCAGCUCAGGAGCUAACCAGAAAGGGAAUCAGGACUCAAAAUCUGACCCAGCCAACAGCAGUGUGUGGUUAGUAGCUCCUCUGAUCUCCAAGCUUCCUAGCUCAGUCCAGGGAAGGGUCUUGAAGCAAGCUGGGAACAUCCUGGAGAGUGUUGGUCAAACCUGGACUUCCAAGCCAUCAAGCAAAGAUAAGGACAAACAGGGUCAAAGAAGCCAAGCAUCAACCGUGAGUCACCAGCCAUUGCUGUCUUUAGUAUUGACCUGUCUCAAAGGCCAAGAUGAGCAAAGAGAGGGUCUCCUAACAUCCCUGCAGACUCAGCUUACACAAUUCCUGCAGUCACCAAAAGAUGACCGAUGGGAAGACCCUAAAAGCAGGAGACUUAUGCAUGAAGCUCUACAACUCAGACUUAGUUUGGUUGGGAAUAUGUUUGAUACCAUUAUGAGGAGUAUGAUGUGGACGACAGAGUUUGCUCUUCUUCUUCUACAACUCAUCACAACAGGAACUGUUGAUCCACAUACCAAUAAUGAGCUGUUCACUACUGUCUUGGACAUGUUAUCAGUUCUCAUCAAUAGUACCCUGUCCUCCGAUGCUAGUGGUAGUCCAGGGGCAGGAGAAGAGAAAGGACGUUCUCACCAAGCUCUUAUCAAGAAACUCAAGAAAGAGGUUGGUGACAAGCAUUCUGACGGGAUCAACCUGGUCCGUCAGCUUCUACCGGUCCCAAGGAAGACCAUUGAGGUGAUCACAUGUGAGCCAAUGGGGAGCUUGAUAGAUACCAAAGGCAACAAGAUCACCGGCUUUGACUCCAUUGAUAAGAAACAGGGGUUGCAAGUAUCAGCCAAGCAGAAGAUAAAUCCCUGGGAUACGUUAGAGAUCCUGAAGAACCCCGCCCCUCUCUCAUGGGCGUGGUUUGGGGGUAUUAGGAUGGAGAGAAAACCGUUGAGAUACCAGGAGCAGUACCGCCUUACACUCUACCACUCCCACAACCAGGUCAAACCCGACAGCCACUAUUUUGACCCACCACAAGUCCCUCCAGACGAAGAGGAGCCCCCACCCCCAAUUAACCAGGAAGUAGAGAAGCCCAUACAGGAGAUGGACUCCAGCCAAUCAGAGAUCAAGGUUGGCGUUGUUAUACCAGUAGAGGGCUCCAAAGAGACGACAAAUAAGAAGGGAAAGAAAAGGCCGAACCGUAAGAGACCGGCCCCUACCCCAGCUCAAGCACCUAUGAGAGAGCAACCGUAUCCCUUCAAUCCUGGCAUGAGUGGUUACCAAGAUCGUAACUUUGUCCAAUCUGCCAUGUUACCACAGGGACAAGUGCCUUUCCAACAGCCGCUGCCGCCAGCUGGUCCGAUCCGUCCUGACAGGCCUCACAUGAUGCCAGGCAGCUCCAAGAUGGUCUUGAAGAAUCACCUGAUAGGAGCGAGGGCUUCAGGGCCAACUGGACAGAGUCAGCCUCUGCUGACUCAGAAGUUAUUACGUGAUCAGAUUGCUCGUCGACGUGGACCGGGAGGGAUCACCCCAGAUGGUCAGAUGUCAAACAUGGUACAGCCAGGAAACCAGUAUAACAACUACAACAUGCCGAUGAUGGGUCAGCAGGCCGGGAUGACCACUGACCCCCAUGCCAGCGGUCAGCCACCGUCCAGCAUGGUUGGCAGUGGGUACAACCAACAGUUCUCUCACCCAGCCCAGCAAGGGGCUAACCAGCCUCAACGUAUGAUGCCAGGGAUGAACCAGCAGUCAGGGCCUAAUCAGAUGGGUUACCCCCCUCAACAGCAUCAACCGAUGCAUGCUACUAGAGCCAGCAGGUUACAACACCAAAUCCAACAACACCGCCAGAUGCACCAAGGUAUGCAGCAACCGCAGCAGCAUCCCACCGGUCCCACCGGCCAGGGGACAUACAUGGGCCAUCAGAUGCUACCACAGGAACAACAACAGCAACAGAGAGGUCAGCAACAACUCCUCCAGCAGCAGCAACAGCAGCAGCAGCAACAACGGAUGCUGGCCUUGAGGCAGAUGCAAGGUCAGGUGCCCAUGUCAGGGUCGGGUAUGAUGCCUGGCAUGCAGAAUCAGAUGGGCGGGCCGGGAAGGCCCGGGAACACUAUGAACCAAAGGGGUCACAACACGUACACCCAUUACUGAACGUAUUGAAGGAAAAAUUUUUGAGGGUGUGUUCAGUAAGGUAAGGUGUUUUUAUCAGUGUCAGGUUUGAUGCCUUGUGUGCAGAGUCAAAUGAUUGGCCCAGGAAGGCCCAGGAACACUGAACCAAAGGGGCCACAACACAUACACCCAUUCUUGAAGGUUUGUUCAGACUUUUGAGGGUAUCUACAGUCGGGUCAGGUGUGGCAUGCGGAGUCAGAUGGAUAGCCCAAGGAGGCUCUGGAACACUGAACUAAAGCAGCCUUCUGCAAUGUAUGAUCAAUCAUGGAACUCCAUUACAGUACAUAAGCAGUGUCUAAGUUUUGUGCUACUGGGUCCUGGGCCCCAUUUCACAAAGACUUGUUAUAAUAACAAAUUUACUAUCAGCCAAUCAGAUUGAAGGAUUUCAGUAGCUUUUAACUGUUAUCGCAAAUUUGUUAUUGUAACAAGUUUUAUGGAAUGGGCCACAUGUAUGGUUGGAGCUCCGAAAUAACUAAUUUGAUUGAAUUAAUGACUGACUUGUUAACCAUGUGAUUCAAGUAAAAUUUUAUGUGCAUUAGGUACUUUUUCAGAGGACUUUGCAAUCUUUGUAUGAUUAAAUUGAAUUUCUUUUAGUUCCAUCAAUCAUGUUUGGAAUAAUUUGAAACAAUCCUUUAUCAUUCAUUCUUUACCAUAGUUGGGAAUACUUUGUUAUACAUGUCCAUAUUAUUUCUCUUGGACCAAUAUGUAAUAAAACAUAUGGGCCAAUUUGCCUAGGUUUAAAUUUUUGGGACCACAGAAAAUAUGCUUGACAAUGGCGAAAUUUGACUCUGAAGAACCAAUAUACACAGAGCUGCCAACUCUUAAUAAAAGAAAAAGUCAUAAUUAUCAUGAUUUUCAUGUCAAAUUAUGCCAUUAUGCUUUUGACCUAAACUAUUACAAUUUUGAGGGCAGAUAAGUAUGAUAACAUUUAAUGCUAUCUAGUAAUUACAUUGGGCAGUAGCGAACUCAUCUGAAGGUGGCCAAUAAUAGAUAAUUAUUUGCAUGAUCGUGUAUCUUUGUUUACAUCGAUCUGAAUGAUAUCACUGCUUAAAUACUGACUCGAUCUUGUGGUUAUUUCCUCUUGGAUAUAUCAUGGAUUUACGCAGAGAUAGAGUACCAGAGAUGAUUCUGAAUCUGAGUCUUAAAGCAGAUACGAACCAAUAGCUCCAUCUUGAGUCCUCAAUUACUCAUACAUGGCCAGUUUCCUGAGCCAUAAUGCUAGUAUAGUCUAGUAAUAUUGACCCACUUGAAUGAUAACAUGCUACUUAAUUACUCUACAUUGAUACCGCAAUAAUUAUGUUACCAAGUAGCAAAACAAGUACUUUUCCUCUCAAAACAUUCUAGUUUCUCUAUACAAAUACAAUUAUUGGUCAAUUCAUUCUUUGUAGUAUUAGUAGAUAUCUGAAAACGUAUAUUUUUAGACUAUGUUUUUACAACACACCGUCAAUGAGAUACCACACACAAUUCACUCCCCCUUUAAAAGAAAGAGGAUGCAUUUCUUUUUUAUUCUUUGUAUUACCUCUUAUAAUACCACAUGGUGCGUAUGAAAUUAUGACUUUUUAGCUUCUGGAUUAUUACUUUUUCCUUUUAAAAGUUGGCAGCUCCGUUAUCGAAUGCUUUGCAUAAUCUUAUCAGAUAUCUUGAUACAACUUGGGUGGUUAUUCAACUCAUGGAAGACUUAUGAAGACACAUUCUCAAGAUUAUGUUUAUAUAAUUCCAUUAAAAGAGUUUUCUCAUUACAUUGAAUGUAAUUCCAAGUCUGUCUCGUACAUAUUUUGUCAAUAGUCAAAAUCGAUUUUGUACAUACAUAUUUCUUAUUAUAUAUUCAAGGUGAGCAUGUUCCUUUUCUAAUAGUUGUACAUAUCUGUUCAGUCUACAUGCACAACUUGUAUAUAUCUUAGGUAUGUUUGCUUACUUUCAAAUUAUCAAAAUUCCAGUAGAAAUCAAUUUCUAGUAAACCCAUGAUCACAUUUUUGAUAGAUAGGCAUCUUGAGAAUAUUUAUUUAUUACUGAACAAAUUGUACAGGUGUAAAUUUACUUCUUCUUCGCAGUCUUAGCCACUAACUUAUUAAUUUCAGCCAUCAAACUUUUUUAUUUUUCUUUCUUCAUUCUUGCAUACUUUAUUCAUCAUUCAGCAAAUUUUGAAUCAUUCAAAAAGUUAAUCAACCUCUGUUCACCUGCUCCAAACAUGCAGGUUUAUGUAUGUAAGUCUGUGGACAAGUUGAUCGAGGACAGGAUUCACAAACUAGGGUGUGGGUGUUCAGGAAUAAAGCUGACCUCUCCAUUUUUUUUAUUUAGUAUUUUACAGGCUUCUUUCAGCCUUUCUUGUGAUUUCCAUGCUGAAAUAGUAUAGCUUUUGCAUUAUCAGGGGGUUUUUAAGCUCUAUUUGUUUAAGGUCUAUCCCAGCUGUGCACAAAGCAUGUAAUAUCAAUAGAUGUAUUUGCUGCCAACCAUUAAAAACUCUCCAUUUCAGUAGCUUAUAACAAUAAUAUGAAAUCGAUACCUAGUUUUAUGAAAUUCUGUCCAACGGAGCAUUUCAUCAAGAUUUUUUUUUCUGAGAAGUUGUCAGACCAAACUGCUUUGUGUGGUUUUGAUGAGCUGAUAGCAUAGAUGUCUGACUGUUACUAUGGUAACUGCCAGAUAGAAUCGACUUUGUCUGGUAAAACAUCUGACAAUUCCUUUCAUGGAAUGCUCUCAGUCAGUCAGUCGCAUGAAAUGUUUCUUCACAUUACCUCUUGGGGCAAUAGUCGUGUCCGAACUUGUUUUUGUAAGUAGCAAUUAUCAUUUGUAGAAUACAUAACAGGAGGAUACUGUAUGUUAUGUGGAAAUAAUCUUUUGUUGCUGUAGUCACAAUCAUCAGUGUGUUUCAAAGACGAUACUUUUUUUAAAAACAGGCCAUUGAAAGUGUGUCAUUCAUCGGCUUUGGCCCCGUUCUCAUAUAUAUUUUCUUAAACUAGUUCAGUGGAAACCUGUUAGCAUGUAAUGAGAAUGCUCAAAGUGGUUUUGCAAGUAUCUCAAGUGGUGUUUUUUACAAGACUGCUUUGCAUUGUUAAUCUGGUUGAAACAUUGGUGAGGACACGACCUGUCUUCAGGAAGCGAUCAUCACUUUGAAGUUUAAAUGGUGUGCUUGCAUUUCGGAUGCAGUGCAGCGAGUACAGCAUUUUUUUUUUUCCAGAAUACUGAGGAUUGUCUACAGUUUCAAAGUUUGUACGAAACAUGUAACCUUACUGAGAGGGUUCUAUUAGCCACAAGACCACUUUACGUCAAGUGGUUCUUGACACCGGUGAUGGGAAUGUCGGCGAAGCAAUCUUCUUAACUGGUUUCCUAAACUGGUUUAAGGGAAACUAGUUCAGGAAAGUCGAUGAGAAUAGGGUCUUAUUCUCUUUUUAUGAGAGAUGUAAUUGUUUAUCACAGUCACCGUUUAUUUCUGAAAUACAGCCAAAAUCACCUCAUGUAUUAUGUAAAUAACAUACUUCUGUUUGUCUUUUAUGUAAAUUAUAGAGUUGAAAAUGUCAAGGGGAUUUGUCAUUUUAAUGGAGAUAUUAUAGACAUUAUGACUUGAAAUCGAGAUAUAAGAUUAAUAAAUGUACAUACACAACA
Molecule: messenger RNA, 10246 nt
Organism: Lytechinus variegatus (green sea urchin)
Lineage: Eukaryota; Metazoa; Echinodermata; Echinoidea; Temnopleuroida; Toxopneustidae
Product: mediator of RNA polymerase II transcription subunit 12-like protein
Exons: 39
Coding region: 41-6628 (2195 amino acids)
Biological process (GO): regulation of transcription by RNA polymerase II
Cellular component (GO): mediator complex
Molecular function (GO): transcription coactivator activity
Source: RefSeq, a predicted model, not a curated record